UCCUUUAAAGUCGAGAAGAGCAAAAGGAGGGCGCGCGGAAAGUCGGUCGUUUCACUUUGGGAAGCUGCAGCUCCGGAACUAGGGCAUCUUACACGCAGAAGAGUCGCACAGCGCUGCUGCUUUCACGUUCUGUGGCACAGUAGAGGGGAAAAAACAACACAACAAACACGGAAGAAGAGAAUCGUCUCCCACGAGGGAAGACCGAGCGCACUCCGGUAAAUGAACGCUCUGUGCACGUGAGAGGGGGGACACCGGGGCGCGCACCUGCCACCACGCGGCACAUGGAAGGAGUCUCGCGCAAAAGCGCCCGGAACAUGAAGUUUGGUGAAUGGUUAAAGAAGGCCAGUGGAGAGACUCUGAAUGUGUGAUGGACACCAAACUGAGAUGGACACGGGACUUAAUUUUCAAUUCACACUGAAUUUGUAUCUCUCAUGUUUUUUAUUUAUACCAACACUUUCUUAAUCUUUUAUUACUUUGAUAAAAACAAAAACAAUAAACAAAAAACUGAAAAUACCUCCUCAUCCAGAAUGACAGUGGCAAGUUUACCACAUGCUCUAACGUGACUCCUCUUGUAUGCCAACAUCUCUUUCCCCUGAAUUUAACGACGGCCCUUUUCUUGUUUCCUGGUUGGCGCUUGUCAUGCUGGAGCAAGCUACUUUCUUCCUCUUUGUCCUUCUGCACACGCUGGUGCAGGUUCAAGGCCAGUACGAGCUGUGCAAGUCACUCCUCACCACGGAUGAGGGCUCAGUGUGGGAGCAGCAUGCAUGCCAACCCAAGCCCCAGUCAAUGAAGGAGUUCAUGCGUAUACAUGUGGAACCAGCGGGCAUCACGUGCGGCAACCCACCAGAGAGAUUCUGUACGCUGGAGAAUCCAUACCUGUGCAGUGAUGAGUGUGACGCAUCCAACCCAGACCUGGCACACCCACCCCAGUUAAUGCAGGACCGUGAGCGCGGUGGUCUCGUCACAUAUUGGCAGACUCAGACGUGGCGGCGCUACCCUGAGCUGUUGCUGGCCAACAUCACACUGUCAUGGAACAAGAGCCUGGAGCUGACUGAUGACAUUGAAAUUACCUUUGAGUACGGUCGACCUACGGCCAUGGCCCUGGAGAAGUCCCUGGACUUCGGGCAAACGUGGCAGCCUUACCAGUUCUAUGCUGAUGACUGCCUGGAGGUGUUCGGAAUGAUGCCACAUCGAGCACGUGACCUCACAGCAUCCAAUGCAACACGCGUUAUCUGUACCGAACUCUAUUCACGCUGGGUGGGUGCCAAAGAUGAUAAGGUGGUGCGUUUUGAAGGACGGACCCGCUUUGUCAUCUUUGCCGGACAUCGGCUACAUGACAUGGACAGUCUACGAGCUCGUUUUGAGAGCAACAAGGGCCUGCGCGACUUCUUUACCUUCACCGACCUACGUCUGCGUCUGCUCAAGCCAGCGCUUGGAGGAACAUACGUACAGAGGGACAACUUGCUGAAGUACUUCUACGCUAUCUCCAACAUUGAGGUGCCAGCCAGGUGUAAGUGUAACCUGCAUGCAUCACUGUGUGCGUUGGUGGACGGAACACUGCAGUGUAUGUGUGAGCACAACACCACAGGCCAGGACUGCCAGCGCUGCAAAAAAGGCUUCAAAGCCAAAAUCUGGAAAGCAGGAUCAUACCUGCCAACUCCAAUUGGCACACCUAACACAUGUGCUCAGGCUGGUACUUCAUCUGGGUCCAACUGUGAAUGUCAUGGCCACUCCAACCGCUGCAGUUACAUAGACUACCUGAACAUUGUCACGUGUGUGAGCUGUAAGCAUAACACACGUGGCCAAAACUGUCAACACUGCCGCAUGGGCUUCUAUAGGAAUUUCUCCGUUGAACUGGACGACGAGAGUGUGUGUGCGGAGUGCGGCUGUAACCAGAUGGGUUCACUACAUGAUCGCUGUAACGGGACUGGAUUCUGCCAGUGUAAAGAAGGAGCCACAGGCACCAAGUGUGAUGAAUGUUUGCCAGGUUACUAUUGGAAGCAGGGCUGUCAUCCAAACGUGUGUGAUGAGGAGCUGUUGAUGUGCCAGAAUGGCGGUACAUGCCACCAGAACCAGCGCUGCAUCUGCCCACAUGAAUUUAAAGGUGUCCUAUGCCAACACUCACGCUGCGAAGACGGGAAGAAGUGCAUCCACGGCGACCACAAUGGCACCUCUGUGUCUGCUCUGAGCCUGGCACUGCUGGUGCUGUGCCCGCUCCUCACCCUCCUGCUGGGUUCUGCAGUCCUUCUUCCUGAAACAGUGCCCGUCUUUCUCCCACCGUCACACACAUCAACACACACCUGUGACGGCGCACUGGCUAUUACUCUGCUCUGCACCCUCAAGGAACCUAGGACUUCCUGGACAUAGAAUUAGGGAAGAGAAAUGACUCAAAAUGAGAGAUUUGUAAUUUUUUUGUUUUUGUUUUCACAAAAGAAAAACUAUAGCCCAAAAAGAAAUAAUAUAUACAUGUAUCAAAUAUUUAUAUAUGUACUAUACAGGUAUUAAUAACAGAUAUGAAGAGUUUAGGCACUAUCCUGAUUAAUGAUUUAGGAAAAACAUUCAUAGUAGCAGGAAGAGGCGGAAAUUUCAGCACUCUGAUUGGACGAGCCUUUAUAUCACCCUGCUGUGCUGCUGUAUGUAACGAACACACUGUUAAAUGCUAAAAAGUUAUUUAAAAAAAGAGAUCAGUAAUUUAGUAUUUGCAAGCUCAGAUCUAUUAAGGGUUUAUGCACCGUUCUGAGUCUGAGGACUGUCACUCACCACAGUUAGAGGAACACUGUAUUCAAGAAGCUCACUAUGAAACUAUGAAGACGACAGAAAAAAAAAAGCAAUGAUGACGCUUACAUAUCACAUUCAAAUAUUUUUGGUACAGAUUAUUUUUGUUUGCAUUUAAACCUAUACAUAAAAGGGAGGAUUUAUUACACUUGAGCUGGCCUGUAGUCAAAUCGAGAUACAGUACGUUUUUUUAAUCAGAUGACGCGUGUCUUAAGGUAUAAACGUUACACGCUGACAUAUUACAGACAUUUAUUCGGUAUGAUAGGAAAGAAAUUUCUUGUUCACAGCUUAUGAUUAA
Messenger RNA from Tachysurus vachellii, 3073 nucleotides. It is a transcript of the gene ntng2b, whose product is annotated as netrin g2b. The coding region runs from base 574 to 2367 and encodes 597 amino acids. The record is from RefSeq and is a predicted model, not a curated record. The transcript is spliced from 8 exons. NCBI's taxonomy places the organism in Eukaryota, Metazoa, Chordata, Actinopteri, Siluriformes, Bagridae.